AUGGACUAUGAUGUCGACGAGGCUAUGGACAGGUUGGACUUUGGACUUUUCUCCCCGAACGCUUCGUUUGGCGAGAUACUGUACCAGUGCCUGCCCGUCGCAUGGGUGGCUGUCGUCUCGCUGUGGCCUGGGCUGUUGUCCAGCUUCCUGCGCAUGAUUUGGUGUGUCCCCAUCCGGGAGGAGGAUGUCGUCAGCCUUCGCCUCGUCCCGAAUCCGGAUGUGGUCUGCUGGUCCAGUGAGCACUUCCCCUCCGCCGCACUGGCCGUUGCUGGCCUCGUGGUGUGGUGCCUGGGCAUUCCACUGGUUUUGGCUGCAAAGCUGAGUAUGGAAGAUCGCGCGUCUCCGGACAAGCACAGGCAGUUCGGCUACUUUUACCAGGGCCUCGAGCUACGCUACUGGUGGUGGGACAUACUUGUGAAGAGGGCGGACGUCCUCUUAAUGAUGCUCGUCACCUACACCUCCGUCGUCCGUGAGCCGGAAGCCAAGGUACUGCUCUUUCCGCUCCUCUCAGGCCUCCAGGCCUUGCUGGCUGCAUGGGUCAAGCCCUAUGCGAACGACCAGGCUCAGGUCCUGGACGUUGUGGAGGUGAUGCUCUCCACAAUCCGCUUCCUGCUUUUCGGCGCUGUGGCUGCGAUGCUCAUUUUGAACACCGAUUCCUUCACCACCCGCAUAGUUGCUUACAUACUCUUCUUGGUACUUCUGCUGGCGUGCGCCUACUUCUUCGCGCACCUUGCUUCUCAGAUGCUGCGGGAUGCAGUCGUGGCCCCGCCCAAGCGAGCAAAGUCGUUGGCGAGGAGAUGGCUGGCUGCGGCGCAACGCUUUGCUCUCAACCUUUUCCUGCCUCUUUUGAGAGGGGAGGCCGAGGAGGAGAUGUUGAGGCUCACAUGGUCUUUUGGAGCCAAUCACGUCACAACUAGGAAGCGCCCUCGAAGCUUCAGAAAAUCAUUCCAGAAUGUGGGCUCCAACAUGAAGCUUGGUCUUCAGCUGGUGCGAGAUACAGUACUUCGCACGGGGCCGCAGUUCCAGCAUUUGGUGCUCUACAACGCCAACGACGAGUUCGUAGCUUUCUGGCUGCAGCAGCUGAAUCAGGAUGAACUACCUGGUCCUGGAGUCAUAUGCUCCUUGGCCACGGCUCAUGCGAGCCUUCCGAGCCUGAUCGCCAGAUAUCGCAUCGGCGGCUUGUGGAUGCAGCAGCUGAAUGCCUUGACAAGUCAAGAAGGGCCCUUCACCUGCACUCCGCCAGACCUGCAGCGGGCCAUUCGGCGCAUGAGCCAGAUGCCGCAAGCCGAUGCCGUGGAGUUGGUACAGCAUGCCAUGGGCCUUUUUGCAGAAGCUUUCGUCGACGACCACUUCGAACUGUGA
Molecule: messenger RNA, 1362 nt
Organism: Symbiodinium natans
Lineage: Eukaryota; Dinophyceae; Suessiales; Symbiodiniaceae
Source: the annotation of a GenBank genome assembly